Messenger RNA from Lampris incognitus (smalleye Pacific opah), 1278 nucleotides. It is a transcript of the gene ddx19a, whose product is annotated as DEAD-box helicase 19a. The record is from RefSeq and is a predicted model, not a curated record. Gene Ontology annotation, molecular function: ATP binding; RNA binding; RNA helicase activity. Gene Ontology annotation, cellular component: cytoplasmic stress granule; nucleus. Bases 28 to 1278 code for a protein of 416 amino acids. Gene Ontology annotation, biological process: poly(A)+ mRNA export from nucleus. Lineage: Eukaryota; Metazoa; Chordata; Actinopteri; Lampriformes; Lampridae. The transcript is spliced from 10 exons.
GGUGGUCCGUCUGACAGCAGAGGAGAGAUGAAUGGAAAUAUUGUACCACAGAAAACAGAAACUGGAAGCAGUAAAGAGGAUGGGGACAAAGUGGAUCCUGCUGAACAGUCUCUGCUGAACAAACUGAUUCGCCGCAAUCUGGUGAGGAACCGAAAUCAAGUUGAGGUUCUCCAGCGGGAUCCCACGUCUCCCCUUUUCUCCGUGAAGACGUUUGAAGAGCUGAGGCUACCUCAGAAUCUGAUUGCCCAAUCCCAGUCUGGCACAGGUAAAACUGCUGCCUUUGCACUGGCCAUGCUCAGUCAUGUAAACCCAUCUGACAGAUGGACUCAGUGCCUUUGCAUUUCACCCACAUAUGAGCUUGCUCUGCAGAUUGGCCAAGUCAUUAAGCAGAUGGGAAAAUUUUACUCAGAAGUAAAAGUGGCAUAUGCCAUUCGGGGUAAUAAAGUGGAACGGGGAACAAAGAUACAGGAGCAUAUUGUCAUUGGAACACCAGGCACAGCCCUGGACUGGUGCUCCAAGUUCAAGUUCAUUGACCCCAAAAAGAUCAAAGUCUUUGUGCUGGACGAGGCUGAUGUCAUGAUAGCGACGCAGGGUCAUCAGGAUCAGAGCAUUCGUAUCCAGAGAUUGCUGCCAAAGGACUGUCAGAUGCUUCUAUUGUCUGCCACCUUUGAGGACUCUGUAUGGAGAUUUGCAGAGAAAAUUAUUCCUGACCCAAAUAUCAUCAAGCUGAAGCGUGAAGAGGAAACUCUUGACACCAUCAAGCAAUUCUAUGUGGUUUGCAAGGAGAAGGAGGACAAGUUCACAGCACUUUGUAACAUAUAUGGUAGUCUUACCAUUGCACAGGCGAUGAUCUUCUGCCAUACUCGUAAGAUGGCUGCCUGGCUAACUGGACAGCUGUCAAAAGAGGGCCACCAGGUGGCGUUGCUGAGUGGAGAAAUGACUGUGGAACAGAGAGCAGAUGUUAUUGAACGCUUCAGAAAUGGCAAGGAAAAAGUGCUUGUGACCACAAAUGUGUGCUCCAGAGGUAUUGAUGUGGAGCAAGUAUCCAUUGUGGUCAACUUUGACCUACCUGUAGACAGAGAGGGCAAAGCUGACAAUGAGACAUACCUUCAUCGAAUUGGCCGCACAGGGCGUUUUGGCAGAAAAGGAUUUGCUUUCAAUAUGGUUGACAGCCCAAAAAGCAUGGAUAUCAUCAACCAAGUUGAGGAACAUUUCAACAGAAAAAUCUUAAAACUUGACACGGAGGAUCUUGAUGAGCUCGAGAGAAUGAUCAACUGA